AGCAAAGCAGGCUUUGGUGCAGAGGUGUCUGGAAUCGAUCUGAACAACUUCAGCGAUGCGGACUUCGACUUCAUAUCAGAUGCUCUGCACAAGCACAAAUUGCUUGUAUUCAAGGAGCAACCGGCUAUGCUGACUCCUCAGCAACAAUUUCGACUCACUUCUAGCUUUGAUCCAGACGACACAACAGGAGGCUUUGCUCAUGGCGCAGAUCCAUACUUGACGUCCCACAAUGGCGUAGAAAUCUAUGGACUUCCCCAGCGUCCUGCGAUUCCAGUCCAACCACAAGUCCAUAUCCUUGGACGUGGCGAGCUUCCAGACGGGCACUACCAAUUCCCACCUGGCUUCAAGGUCAAAGGCAUCAACCACGUUGACUUCCACUUACCGCCUCACAUCCCAGCAGAAGAGCGCGAGAAAGGCGCGAGCCGAUUUUACCAAUGGCAUUGGGACGGAGCACUCUAUAACAUCCCGCCACCAAGAGUUGGGUGCCUACUAGCAGUCAGAACACCCAAAGGGCCGGACGUGACCGUCAGGUGGGAAGAUGGCAGUAGAGAUGAGAUGAAAAUGGCCCCGGGUGCCACGGCAAUGGUAGCCGGAAGUCGAGCUCUCGAGCUACUCGACGACGAAACUCGCAACAUCGUCAUGAAUUCCCGAAUCGAAUACGCUCCCCACGCCUUCAAAUGGAUGUCAACAGCCCGCAGCACCCGACUCGGCCACACCCUCGAGACCGAAGGCAAAGAAACCCCCCUAUCCAAACUCCCUCCCUGGGGAAAAUCCAAAAUCUGUAUCUACCCCAUGGUCUGGACGAACCCGCAAACCGGGGAAAAAUCCCUCCAAGUCCACGGCCAAGGUGCGUUGAAACUAUACCUCAAAGACAAUCCCGAUAGCAGUGAGGAAAGGAUUGUAGAGAAUUUGAAGGAUGUGAGGGAGUUUUUGCACAGAAUUAUGAGGCCGGUGCUUUCCCCGGAGAAUAUUUAUGCGCAUCGGCAUCAAGAGCAGGAUGUGGUUCUUUGGUAUAAUCGUGCGCUUUGGCAUUCGAUUACGGAGUUUCCGGAACACUAUGGGCCGCGUGUUAUGCAUCAGUGUAAUGUUGCGGCUUCGGAUCAUCCG
Molecule: messenger RNA, 1107 nt
Organism: Pseudocercospora fijiensis CIRAD86
Lineage: Eukaryota; Fungi; Ascomycota; Dothideomycetes; Mycosphaerellales; Mycosphaerellaceae
Exons: 2
Molecular function (GO): oxidoreductase activity
Source: RefSeq, a predicted model, not a curated record